UCCUUAGAGCCCGGGCCAGAGUGACUGUGUGUGGCCAGACGUGGGGCGCUCGGGCUCAAACCUGAGUCCCAGGCGGGGCUGAGCGCGCCCGGUAGAUAGACCCAAGAAAGCCUGAAGCAAACAGGCGCUUUGCCGUUGACAGGGGCGGGCUUGCACCCAGCGCCUGCGGCAGGCGGCUGCCCCCUCGCGCGGGCUGUGGUGGGGAGGCGGCGGCAGCCCCCAGUGCGGCUGGCGGGCAUGCGCGGGCGCCCCACUAACAUGGCGGCGGCGGCGGCGUGAAUCCCGGCGGCGGGGGCUGCGCGCUGCUUGACAGACCCACGAGCCGCCGGCGGCGCGCGAGGAAGCGGGCGGCUCGCCCCCCAGCCCGGAAACUGUUGUGCUGAAAGGAAGAAUUAACUGGUCUUUCAACUUCAGCCUUUUUAUUGUGAGAAGGAAGAUCACAGAAGUGUUACCAUGGGGAGAACAGCAGCUAAAGAUUCAAAGAAUGUUAAAAAGGAGAAACAUGGGAAGAGUCAGCAGUCAAACAAUGUGUCUUUAAAAAAUGAACACUUUAAGUGGGAUAAUUACUUGAAAGAGACUGGAUCGUUAGCCGCUCCUCCACAUUGUUUCAGACAGUCUAGGAUCCCACCUAGCAAUGAUUUCAAAGUUGGUAUGAAACUGGAAGCCCACGACCCACGCAAUGUUACCUCAGUGUGUAUAGCUACAGUAAUUGGAAUCACUGGUGCCAGAUUAAGGUUGCGGCUUGAUGGAAGUGACAACAAAAAUGACUUUUGGAGGCUUGUGGAUUCCUCUGACAUACAGCCAAUUGGGACCUGUGAAAAGAAAGGGGGGAUGCUCCAGCCGCCACUCGGUUUCCAGAUGAAUGCAUCAUCUUGGCCAAUGUUUCUGUUAAGAACACUAAAUGGAGCUGAAAUGGCACCAGCAGCAUUCUUUAAGAAGGAACCACCAAAACCUGCUCCAGACUAUUUUAAAGUUGGAAUGAAACUUGAAGCAGUAGACAAAAAGAACCCUUAUUUAAUUUGCCCAGCGACCAUUGGAGAUGUUAGAGGAGAUGAAGUUUUCAUUACAUUUGAUGGCUGGCGGGGAGCAUUUGACUAUUGGUGCAAAUAUGAUUCUCGAGAUAUCUUCCCAGUCGGAUGGUGUGGCUUAACAGGAGAUGCACUACAGCCACCAGGCAACAAUGUUUCCAUUACAAAAAGAGGUGCAAAAGCCCAGUCUUCCCCUUCCAAAGUGACCCGGCGUUCAAUGCAGUCUCCACAGAAGUCUGCUCCAGUACCAGCACAAUGUGGCAGGAAAACAGGUCGGGGCAACCCCCCUGGACAAUCUACAGUUCCUAGGAAGGGAAAAUCUCCUAAAACCAUUCCUCUGACAAAAAUCACCUCUACGGAAAAUCUCAAAACAAGGAAAAAAGGUUUAAAACCUGGAAGAAAGAAAAAAAUCUUGCCAGUGAAAUCUCCUCCUGCAUCUUCUCCUCUUACUUCUCCUGAGGGGGACAAUGGCAGUACACAGAUACAUAAAGAUGGAGUUGGCAUUGCUGGUGCAACAGCAGCAGUUAUAUCCACAGUUUGCGUCUAUGUUAACAAGCAUGGGAACUCUGGACCUCACCUGGAUAAGAAGAAAGUUCAGCAGCUUCCAGACCACUUUGGACCAGGUCCUGUAAAUGUGGUACUUCAGCAGGCUGUGCAGGCCUGUGUAGACUGUGCCUAUUUAUCCAAAACAGUCUUUGGAUUCCUCAAGUCAGGGCAUCAUGGAGGGGAGAUGAUAACAGCCGCCUUUGAUGGGGAGAAACGUGCCAUCAAUCUUCCUUCUGUAAACAGUGCAUCGUUUGUCCUGCGUUUCUUGGAGAAGCUCUGCCACAGUCUGCAGUGUGAUAAUCUUUUUAGUAGCCAGCCCUUCAGCCCUUAUAUGGGAAGUGCACAUAGUCCUACAGAGUAUGAUAGGAACAAACCAGCAAAAGAGGAAAUAUCAGAAAACAGAAGUACUAAACGAUAUUCUCAGGAUUCUCCACCCUACACUGCCCCUCUCUCCCCUAAACUCCCCAGACCUGACGCUCACCCAUCUGAAGCAGAAACAUUGCCAACUGAAGAAAAUGGCACUCCCAAAGAACACCGAUUUUCUGAGGACUCUAUGGAUUCUGCACUCAAUUCAGUAAAUCCUUCAAGCCCAACCCGCCGAAAUUCCACUGAAUAUCGUAUCUCAGGGAGUGCAGCAUAUUACAGGAAUUCCCUUCAACCGGUGACUGCUGCUUCAAACUCAGCCCCAAUCCUACACAGGCUGUCAUCAAGCUCUGCUGGGAACAGCAGUUACUAUGAAGUCAAUAGGAAUCGAAUGCAGAGGAGGAUUGAAGCUGCAAGUUCUACAACAGGUCCUGAUCUCAGUGCACUAAAAAGGGAACCCUCCCGAGUACCAAAUCAGGAUCCUUCUACCUGGUCAAUAGAUGAAGUAAUGCGAUUUGUGAAAGACGCUGAUCCUCAGGCAUUAGCACCUCAUGCAGAACUCUUCAGGAGACACGAAAUUGACGGAAAGGCACUACUGUUACUAAGGAGCGAUAUGAUAAUGAAAUAUAUGGGACUGAAGUUGGGGCCAGCAUUAAAGCUAUGCUACCAUAUUGAGAGACUUAAACAAGGAAAGUACUAGCCAGUGGAGACACAGUAAUGUACGUAUUCAUAUCAGACUUAAACUCUCAGGUUCACAGACAUGUUCUUUAUUUAAGAAUAUUUUGUCAUCAUAAACCAUCUUCAGUUUGCAAAGUUUCCUCUCAAGUGAAAAGGACUGUUACAUUCUAGUACUCUAAAAUGUUUUAGAAACGUCACACAAAAAGCCAACUGCUGUUGUGUGUUUUUUAAAAAACACAAUGCUUUCAUGAGUACUAACUUCACACACAGUGCUGAGAAAUCCAUUCUCUGCUACAGACUUCAACUGACACAUUCACAUUCAGAACCAAAACAGCUUAAUCCCAAAGGAAAAAAACAGCAUCAGGUGUUUGAUAACUUUUACAGGGGUGGCUGUAAAACUUUACAUUAUAAAGAAAAUUUUAAAGAAGCAACAGUAGACUUCAUCUCUUUAGUGAAUACUCUUUAUCUGGUGCUCCAGAAAAGUAAUAUUCAUCUAAAUUAUACUAUACAGAUUUCCAUAAAGGGAAUAGCCAUAUGAAUUGUUUGAUUUGUGUGUUUUUAAUACAAAUAUAAGCUUUUAUAAAGUGUGGUUAUCAGUUCUCUGGUGAAUUUUGAGGACAAAUGUACAGUAUGUUGUCAAUUUAUGCAGGGGGGCAUUUUCUUGGCCAUUUUAAACAGCCAACUGUUCUGGGGUGAACAGACUUCCAAAUUUCUAUGGAACAGAAGACCCACAUUUUAAACAUUCCGUCUUUUUGCUGAACUUGGCAUGGAUAUUUGUAUUCAUGCUUAUGUGUAUAUAUAUGUGUGUGCGAGUGUGGUACAUACAUAUAUACUGUACAGAUGUAUUCAGUUUUUUAAAAUGUGUUUAAAAUAUCCUUUGCACUGUGACAGAGAUAAUGAGAAACUGUACAGUUCAAUUUUUUUUACCAGUACAUUUUUUGUGUACUUCUAUAUUCAUUAGCACCUGUCCACUUUGCUUUCCAUUCUUGGGGGGUAAGGAACAAUCAAUGGAUGGGUGGAUUCAUACAGGAGAGUGCCCUGUACUAUGCAAAACUCCCAGUUACUCAUUACUUAGCUCUGAGCCAUUUAUUCUGGUAUGGUUUCUGGAAAUACGCAUUUUGGUUCUGAUGUUUCUUGUUUUUUUACUUCUUUAAUUUAAAUAUUUCACUUGUCAUGAAGAAGUGGUACUCAUACUAAUACUCUUGUUUUGCAUAAAACUUGGUGCUGUUUAUAUAAGCUACAGAAGUGAGUGUUGAUAAUAAAACAGCUUGCUAUCACUGCCAAUAAAAUAUACAUCAGGGACAAGAAAUGUACAUUUUCUGUGUAGGAAAUCGAAUGUACUGUAUGUAGUGCAAGUGAGAAUAAAGAACUAUUUACUAGGGAAGAUGUAGUCCUAAAUGGAUAGGUUUUAUUAUAUUUCUUAUUGUCUUUUUAUAUAUGAAAGCUUCUAGUAAAAAAUGUGUAUUUUUUACAAAUUUCUUGUUUGAAAAUGCCUUGCUUAUUGCUAGUUUAAUAUUCCUCAGGUUUUAGCAGAAAUCCUGCAAAAUCAUAAUUUGUAGUUCUCAGAUUUCCAAGUAGUCAUUUAAAUAACUGCAACACAAUUUUAAUUUAGAAGUUCAUUUGUCUUUGAGGAUUGUUUUGUUCUGCUAUCACAAAACAUUUAACACUAAGGGUUAUGUGGUUUGGUUUACUUUACAUAUCCUUUGUCCACAUGUGUGUUUAGAUGGACAGCACACACAUGCCUGCUUUAUAUCUAGAAAAGGGCAAAACAAUGAUGGAAAAAUAUGUAGUAUAUUUGUUAUAUAUUGCUUAUGCCACACUUCAUCAAUAUGUUAAGCAUUAUGCUGACUUUUUAAUGUGAGAAAUAACACUCAUAAAAUUGCAUUGGAAGUAAUUUGGUCUGAAACUAUAUUAUUGCAUUGUCCAAAUAGUUGGUAUAAAUAAAAUUAAGAUGUUUCUGUUUUCUACAUCCAUAUAGAACAAUGAAGUUGUAGCCUCUUUUUCAUACACUCCAUGGCUGUGGUAUAAAUAUUUGUACAAAGGUUGUGUGCACAUACGUGCACAUGAAAUGCUAGAAUGUCAUAGUACUAGAGAAAAAAGAAGAACAGGAGUACUUGUACAUAUGCAUAUGCAUCCGAAGAAGUGGGCUGUAGUCCACGAAAGCUUAUGCUCUAAUAAAUUUGUUAGUCUCUAAGGUGCCACAAGUACUCCUGUUCUUCUUUUUGCGGAUACAGACUAACACGGCUGCUACUCUGAAACCUGUCAUAGUACUAGAAUUUCACAUUGUAUUAUAGCAUGAGAUCCAAGGGGUGUAACAGAAUAUAUUUUUAAUUGUUUAUUUUCAACUGGGUGUACUUAUCUAAAAUAAUUUUUAAAAAUGUU
Molecule: messenger RNA, 4997 nt
Organism: Chrysemys picta bellii (western painted turtle)
Lineage: Eukaryota; Metazoa; Chordata; Testudines; Emydidae
Gene: SCML2
Product: Scm polycomb group protein like 2
Biological process (GO): negative regulation of DNA-templated transcription
Cellular component (GO): nucleus
Molecular function (GO): chromatin binding; histone binding
Source: RefSeq, a predicted model, not a curated record